Messenger RNA from Drosophila biarmipes, 918 nucleotides. Its product is annotated as phospholipid scramblase 1-like. Gene Ontology annotation, cellular component: plasma membrane. The coding region runs from base 167 to 820 and encodes 217 amino acids. NCBI's taxonomy places the organism in Eukaryota, Metazoa, Arthropoda, Insecta, Diptera, Drosophilidae. Gene Ontology annotation, molecular function: phospholipid scramblase activity. The record is from RefSeq and is a predicted model, not a curated record. The transcript has 3 exons. Gene Ontology annotation, biological process: plasma membrane phospholipid scrambling.
AAUGGGCCAAAAUAUUGGGCCUUUGAAAAUGCUAUAACUUAAUUGGAAAAUUUAAACUCAUAUGUUAGUUCACCUUAUUGGCAGGCCUUGAACGGAAUUUUGUAAAAUUGUAUCACUUUUUGUUUUCCUAGUAAAUUACCAGUGUUUAGCUGAUAUAUAUCUAUCGAUGGACAGCCUGAGCAACCUAGACAUUAUCUUUGUCAACCAGCAAAUAGAUAUGCAGGAGCUCUUCAUCAGCUUCAGCAGCAACAGAAAGUACGCCGUUCGCGGCGACCCAAAAGCGGCUCCGAUCCUCUACGCCGUGCAGGAUAAUAAGUUCAGGGAUCGCGCACUCAAGCCAAAUUAUUUUUUUACCAUUAAGAUAAUGAACAGUAGAAUGACCGAGGUGAUGCACGUGGACUCGCCCAGGCCGGACGCCUACUUCACGCAGCCCCGCAUCGAGGUAAACGCACCACCCGGAAACCUGAUCGGCAUCGUCAAGCUGCACAGCAUGUCCUGUCCACGCACUCUGCACAUCCUGAAACCAAAUCAAAGCAAGCAAGAGGUGGAGUACGUCAUCAAUGCCCCGGGCACCUGCGGCGGAGGCAAUCUAUACCAUAUGCCACUUAAGAAAACUCUUCCGCAGGUGAUGGACAUGAAGAAUAAAGAGGUGGAAAAGUUAUUUAGCGGACCUUUCCAGGAAUUGUAUACAGCUGCCGAUUACUUUAAAGUCAACUGCAAGGGCCUGGACAAUCGCCUCAAGACGAUUCUGCUGGGCACCGUCUUCUUCCUGGACGGCUUGUUCUACGAAAGAUCAGCUGCACGUAAAAUCCUAUUUUGAUCAAAUCGAAAUGAGCCCAAUUUGCUUUUAGCACUGUUUGAAGUAAAUGUCAAAAGAAUUGUUCGUGCCCAAAUUUAUUUUGUAUUAUAUCUUUCUCG